AUGAACGGCAAACUUGUGGCUGUCCUGGCUCUUUUCCUGAUUUCAGCGGCUAUGUCUCAAGGUAGGACCCUGGCAAGGAUGGGAACCGAGCUGCGGUGCCAGUGCAUAGCCACUCAUUCGAAGUUCAUCCCUCCUAAAUCCAUCCAAGAUGUGAAGCUGACACAGAGCGGCCCCCACUGCAAGAACGUUGAAGUCAUAGCUACUCUGAAGGACGGCAGAGAGGUGUGCUUGGAGCCCACUGCUCCCUGGGUACAGCUGAUCGUAAAGGCGAUUUUGGCCAAGGCUCAAUUCAAUUCUGACUCGCCACUCUAA
Molecule: messenger RNA, 312 nt
Organism: Gavia stellata (red-throated loon)
Lineage: Eukaryota; Metazoa; Chordata; Aves; Gaviiformes; Gaviidae
Product: interleukin-8
Exons: 4
Coding region: 1-312 (103 amino acids)
Biological process (GO): chemokine-mediated signaling pathway; antimicrobial humoral immune response mediated by antimicrobial peptide; neutrophil chemotaxis
Cellular component (GO): extracellular region
Molecular function (GO): chemokine activity; CXCR chemokine receptor binding
Source: RefSeq, a predicted model, not a curated record